Molecule: messenger RNA, 3935 nt
Organism: Pan troglodytes (chimpanzee)
Lineage: Eukaryota; Metazoa; Chordata; Mammalia; Primates; Hominidae
Gene: TNFAIP8
Product: TNF alpha induced protein 8
Exons: 3
Coding region: 3205-3879 (224 amino acids)
Biological process (GO): regulation of apoptotic process
Cellular component (GO): cytoplasm
Molecular function (GO): cysteine-type endopeptidase inhibitor activity involved in apoptotic process
Source: RefSeq, a predicted model, not a curated record
AUUAUUUUUUAAAUUUUAGCAUUUUUAUGUUUUGCAGGGGAAGUACAGAAAUGAAAGAUUGAGGAUAAAAGUGAAUGAAUAGUUAAUGGAUAUGGCCUCUGUAGACAGAAGAAAGUGAUCAUCGAGGACCCAGAGAACUGCUGAAUGAGUUUGCUCUGAUCCAUUGAGACAAGAAGAAAGGAAGUCAAGAUGAAUGUGGAUGCAGAGAGCAUUUUGGGUGGCUGGGGCAUGAUGUCAAGAAACUUCUCUAUUGAUGAUCUCUAAAUUUCCUAUGAACUAGGAAGUGAAAUCAUAUAUCAAGAGAGUGGGAAAAAUGUCUUGAGGACAUGGUAAAAAGAUUAAACCCCUUCUCCUUCCCAUCCAUGAUGCUGGAGGAUAUGCAGGCUGCAGGAUGGCCUAGUGGAGACUUGAGGUCAUAAAUCUGUAGUGGUACCAAGUUUCACACUUUUUGGUUGUUAAGUAGUCCAUAUAAAAAAUGUGGAUGGCUAAAAAGAUUUGCCAGGUGGGUACAGGGAAAGGACAAUGGGAUAAAGGAAUAGGGAGGACUAGCAAGGGAGUGACUGAUGUGUUGACUCUCGGAGUUAGGCUGGAUAGGAAAAGAGGCUGAAUGGAAGAAAGGCAAAUCUAGAUCAGAUAAAAGAAGAUUGUGGGGAUCAAGGGUGGGAGGUUGUAGUUGGGGUAUAGAAUGUCAGAGAUACAGAUAAUAAAGGUAGAGGUGGCUCUGAGGGUGCUGCUACAGAGUGCAGCCGGGGACAAGGGAGACUAAAAUCAAGCAAUGGUGAAAGUUACUGGGGUUGAGGUUUCAAACACCAUGACAUCCUGGGUGACUCUCACAGCAAUCAUGCAGAUGGAGCUUCUCCUUCUAUCUCACACAGUAGAAGCUAAGUCUCAUUAAGGUUUUGUGCUUUGCCCAGAGUCAUCCAGCUUACAAAAGGCAGUUCCAGUAUUAGAAUUCCCAAUUGGUGGUAACAAAUAUCACUAUCCAUGGGCAUUCAGAGAUAGUUUCUGAUUAUUUGGGGAUGGGAGAGGUUGGGUGUCUACAAACCCUUUUAAUCCUUUAAAUCCUAGUUUAGUUGCAUUACUGCAGAAUCCAGAGGUAUUUAGAAAGUACCUAUCUUUGUCCUUCUUUCCACUGAAUGACACCACCAACGACUGACCCUGCCAGUCCUGAAACCCUUUAAAUCUACCUACAUGACUCACCUUCCUUCACUCCCUCCAUCCCCUCAAUCUCCAGGCUUUUAUAAGUCUUGAAUGCAUAUUCUCCUUUCCAUCCACAUAGUUUAGGCCCUCAGCAUCUGUAUUAGUUUUCUACUAUUGCCAUAGCAAAUGAUCACAAAUUUAGGGGUUUAAAAUAACACAAAUGUAUUACUUUACAGUUCUGUAGGCCAUAAAUCAGUAUUAGUCUCACCAGGAUAAAAUUAAGGUGUCAGUAGAGCUCAAUCACUUUCUGAAGACUCUAAGGGAGGAUCCAUUUCCUUGCUCAUUUAGGUUAUUGGCAGAAUUCAGUUUCUGCUGUUGUAGGACUGUGGAAGAAAAACAAGUCUAGACCAGAUAAAGAAAGUGAAUUUUUUGUUGGCUGUCAGCUAAGGUCCUUUCCCAGCUCCUGGAGGUUAUCCACAGUCCUUGGUUCGUGGUUCAGGUUGAGUCCCUCUCACACUUUGAAUCUCUUUGACCCCCUCUUCUUCCAUUUUAGGGGAUUCAUGUGAUUAGAUUGGGCUCACUGAAAUAAUCCAGGAUAAUCCCCCAUCUCAAUGGCAUCAAUCUUAAUCACACCUGCAAAAUUUCUUUAUUCUUUUUUUUCCCAUGACCGAAUGAGAAGGUAACACCUGCAAAAAUUCUUUUGCCAUGUAAGAUAACAUAUUUACAGGUUCCAGGGAUUAAGAAGUGGACCUCUUUCUGUAACUCUACUCAUUCUGCCUACUGAAGUAUCUCACCCUGACAUAUUUCAAUAUUUCCUAAGCAAGUUUCUUGGUUCUGGGAUCUUCUAUGUUUCCAGAUUAAACUUUCUAGAACCACACCUGACAUAUCUCCUGUGCUUAAAACCCUUCUGGCUUCCUACCAAUCAAAGGUCAAAUUAAUGUUGUUUAGUUUCUAUAGGAAAACAGCCCUUGAGUUUGGUCCUGUUUUACUGUUUUAGCUUUAUUCCGGCCACCAUUCCACUUCUCCUCCAUCCUUAUUCAGGCUUGAAAAAGUUUACUGUGAUUCUUCUUCACUUAUAAGCCGCCUUUGAAGCUCCCAUUUCUUCUUCCAAACCCAGCUCAGACAUCACCUACUCCAGGAAGAUCUCCCUGACGCCCUUCCCCAAAGUUAUAACCACAGGACAAGGUCCUCUUUUAAAAACCUCCGUAUCUUGUGUAUGUUUCUAUCUUUUGCAUUAAACCCAAAUGUGUUGUGAUUUUGUCUAUUUCACCUAUCAAGAGUUUACUUUCCUCUCUCCAAGCCAAACUCAGCCAUUUCCCAAACGUGUAACUUUCUUUGGGAAGGCUAUUUACUUCACGAUGUCUCCCUUUUCCUUUGUAAAACAGGGAUAGCGACAGGAUCUAUAUCAUAGAUUGUUGUGAGUAGUAGAACGGUGACCUACACAUAUUAAGUUUUACUAGUAUUAUUAAUAUUUCCAGCCCUCUGCGCCCCGCUGCCAUGUACUAGGUGCUUAAUGGAUGUUUAUUGUAUGGAUGGAUUCAUCGUACUCCCACCAAGGUCCCUCGCCCUUGAAAAUGGCUACCCCGGGCCAGGGCUCCUCAACAGACUGAAGGUCCAGAUCCUACUCCAUCCUGGCGGUCUCGGGUGGCCCCUGAGGAGGGCAAGCCUUCCGCUCCACAGGCAAGGACAGUCACAGCUAAGUCCGCGGGGGGCGGCAGAGAGCGAGGGCUUUCCAGGAGCCAAUGAGUCUUUAACUCCAAGAGGAAGCCCUGCAUUCUCCGCAAAUGGAAACCAGGAAUCGGGAGCGCGUCAGCUAUCGUAGGGUAGACUUAAGGCCCGCAGAAAAUUAAAAGCAAAAGAGCAGGCGGAAUUCAGGGGCUUUCACGGAUCAUCAUCAUAAUAGUCAAUAAUGAUGGCAGCAGACACUAACAUUCACGCGUUCUUGUUAAGUGCAAGGCACAGUGCAAAUGUGUAUGGCCCCAUUUAACCAUCUCAACACACUACGAGGUUGGCGUCUCAUUUUUACAACGGAAGAAACUGAGAGGCUCAGGAAUACCGUAUCCUAUGCAUAUCUCCCAAGCGGGUCCUGUUCUCCAGCGCCCAGCGAUCUGGGCCUCGCGGUCCGAGUCCGGCUCCAGGGCCGCCGCCCAGCCCUUCUCCGCGCUCUCCUGCGCCUGGGCCACUUCCGACUCCUGCUGUCCCGUCCCCAGCUCCUCCUCACCCACUCCGCCCCGCCAUGCCCCGCCCCAGCCGCUCGGCUCCUCCUUCCCUGCACGCUCCGCCCCCGACCUCCCGGCUCCUCCCCGGCCUGCCCGCCACACCCUUGGUCCCUCCUGCAAGUUCCGCCCCUGGCCUCUGCCUCCUUUUCUCCCGCCGGCUCUAACCCGCGCUUGGCUAAGGUCCGCGGGAACCCGUGAGCCACCGAGAGAACAGAGAACUCGGCGCCGCCAAACAGCCCAGUUCGCGCUUCAGCGUCCCGGCGCCGUCGCGCCACUCCUCCGAGUAUGGACUCUGUACAGGGCAUUCUUUAACUGGCCUGGCUGCUUGGGCAUGGUCAAGGUACCACCCCUAGAAUUUCCAGUAAAUCAGCACCAGCCUGGGGAUCACAUUCUUGUCAAAGGGUGGAAAGAAGGAAAAUUUGUGCCAGCCUGGGAAGGACCCUACCUAGUGCUGCUAACCACUGAGACUGUUGUUCGUACCGCGGAAGGGGGUUGGACACAUCACACCCGAGUCAAGUAAGCGCCAUUAUCAUCAGAAUCCUGGGCCAUUGUUCCUGGAUCAAGCCCUACCAAAUU